AUGGAUGGGCAUAGUUGGACCGAGUCACGGACGCGAUCCCCGUCUGUCGUCCCAGACGAGGGCAUCCGCGGCUUCCUCGAGGAGAAGACAGCAAACCUGUUCGCCACCCAGCUGCAGUCCAGAUUGACCACCCUCGAACAAACCAAAGAGACGCCGAAAUUCCUCAGACGCAACUCCUACGCCCUCUACUUGGAGGGCCACUUCGCCCUCCUCGACCCCCGCGAACUCCAGCGCACCUCUCUUAGCCCUACCCCUCCUUCCAGUGACGACGACUGGACCAGUGCCGAGCGCACGCCGGAACCGCAUUUCAAAGCAAGCACCAGCAAAGUGUGUCUUGACGAGAGUCUUUACCCUCGAUUGAAGACCCAGCAAGGCCGGAUCGAGCGCAAGCGGCAGCGACGACAGGACAAGAGAGGCCACCGGAUGGCCCACAAGCACAGUCACCACAUGUUACGGCGAUCAAAAAACAAGUCCAACGCGCUCUUCUACGAGCUCGACUGGAUUGGAAGAAAUGCAGUGGCCGUGUGCCAGAUGACGCCAGAUCAUUCCCAAUCAAGCAACAAGAAGGGCUGA
Molecule: messenger RNA, 573 nt
Organism: Cladophialophora carrionii CBS 160.54
Lineage: Eukaryota; Fungi; Ascomycota; Eurotiomycetes; Chaetothyriales; Herpotrichiellaceae
Exons: 1
Coding region: 1-573 (190 amino acids)
Source: RefSeq, a predicted model, not a curated record